AUUUCUAUCCAUCUAUUCAUCCAUCUUGGGACAAUUUAGAAUGUUUAAUGAACCGACCGGGCAUGUCCAAUGCUGUUUGUUUUUCCUUCCUUCUAUUCUCCCAUGCAGCCACAGAGAGUUCCGAUCACAAAGAGUCUGGCAGUAGCAGGGAUGUGAUGGGCCAGAUGUGGCCCCAGAGCCUUGAGUUUGACACCAGUAGAUUAACUACAUGGCUUUAAGCAAUCUGUCAACCAACAUAGAUUAAUAGCCCACCGUAUUUGGAAGCAAGGCACAACUAUUGCUUUGCCAUCACAUCAGACAAAGGUGCAGAAUUCCAGCCCAAUUCCGCCUCAUUGCAAAGUAUCUUGCGGAAUGUGGGCGUGUGCAUCUCCAGCCAAUCAGUUGCAACUCCACGCUCUCAAUCUUUUGCCAUGUCUUCGCAUGUGUCUGUUACAAAGAGUCAUCAAAAAGCUGCUGCCAUCCAGAACGAAGGGGUGAAAGGUGCAGGAACUGUGCGUGCCACACCUCAAAAACCAUCUGGAAGAGGCACUUCUCUCAAUACACCACAAAGAAUCAUGAUCAAAAAGAGUUUGGCAGCAGCAGACAAAGCUGUGGAAUUUAAGCCCGAUCCCACAUCACUGCAAAGUAUCGUCUGUAAUGAGGGCCUGUGCAUCUCCAGCCAAACACUUGCAACUCCACGCUCCCAAUCUUUUGCCAUGUUUCCACAACGCGUGUCUGUUACAAAGAGUCACCAAAAAACUGCCGCAAGACAAAACGAGGGGGUGAAGGUUGCAGGCCCCAUCCGUGCCACACCUCACAAACCAGCCGGCAGAGGCACAUUUAUUGACACACCACAGAGAGUUCCAAUUAAAACGAGUCUGGCACCAGCAGUUUCAACUCACAAAGAGGCCAAGAACAUGUGGACAUGUCAGAGUUCCCCUCCCAGUCCCACGAUGCAAGUUGCCCAGACGUUAUUCGUUGACCAGGAGAAUGAACGGAGUCCUGAAAAAGGGAAGGAGGAGCAGCUCCCAGUUCUUCAAGACUCACCUAUUAAAACCUGUGAGGAUAAAGCAAAGAUGACCACUAGCCGGAGGGAUGAAGAGCAGAAGAUUGAGGAAGGACAGAAGUUCAUCCAAAACCUGCAAAGAGAGUCUGUCAUUUGUUUUUCCACAGGCAAGAAACGGUGCCGCUUUGAGAAGCAGGUUAGCUCUGACUCUCAGGAUCUGUCAGAAAUAACAGACGUGUGUGAGCCCGUUAGUCGCAUCAACCUUGCUGGUCGCUUUCUGCACAUAGACCAAAAGGCCUGCGUUGGCAACACUGCGCUUGCGUUACUGCCCAAGAAACUUUCUCCCUUGAAGGACCUACGUUUGGACAAGGAGGUUGCUUUUUAUACCUCCCAUUCUGUCUCAGAUGCUCCCAGAUCCUUCCCCUCUCAACCUCGCAGUAUUGACCCGGUGGCGUCUUUGCUGCACUUUCAGGAGUCCACUACGUUUGUUCCACUGUGCUUGGAUGCUCCUUCUCCGUGCUCCUCUCCACUUCAAGCAAAAUAAUUCAUGUGUCUUUUUCAUGAAACGCUAAUACACAUCCCCACAAUGUUGUAGGCACUGGAUAUACAAAUGUUGACAUUUGAGCUUGUCUUUCUAAGGAAAGUGAAACGUAGCUACAGGGCAGAAUUGUUCCCUUGGGCUGUGAAGGAAAUUUGCUUGUUUCCGUCCAUUUGUUCUCCUGCACUCCAAGAAAAGACUGUAGGGAAAUGACUGAGCUCCAUCGUUGUUUGUCGGAGAGCACUCAAUAGAGUGUUUUCGCAUUCUGUUGUCCCUGUGAGGACCAGCACCUUUCCACAAAUGACUAAUGUAUUUGUUUCAAUGUGUUUUUGUCUUUUAGCGUCUCAUUUUUGGAAAUAAAUGGUUGUAUGCAGUUUGUGGCCUGA
Molecule: messenger RNA, 1909 nt
Organism: Hippocampus zosterae (dwarf seahorse)
Lineage: Eukaryota; Metazoa; Chordata; Actinopteri; Syngnathiformes; Syngnathidae
Exons: 13
Coding region: 411-1529 (372 amino acids)
Source: RefSeq, a predicted model, not a curated record